AGGAAUGGUGUGAGGGCGUCGUUUCAGGGUUCAGGGUAAGAGCCAAUGGGGUGGCUUAAUGAAGCCCUUGCUUUAUUUUUCAGUCGCGCCUGUGCCAAACCUUCAUGCUAACACCGCCUGGCCUCCUUCUUCACCCAAAACAUCCGGACAUGAUCACCUCAGGUUUUACAAACACCCAUAGGCUGUUCCUGCAGGCAGCGAUCUCUCGGCGAUUGAUGACACAGGCGGCUGCACUGAAUGUAUACUCACAAAUCUGCAAUGUGACGGAAGAACAAUUCGAUCAGGACCAGUUCCAAGACUUUAUUACGCAAUUGAACGAAGGGCUCAACAAUGUGGAACUGGAGUUCAGACAAGCACAGGACGAGAUAUCAGGCGAAGCAGUUGUGGCACUUACAAAUACAAAUGGACAAAAAAUCGCACAGGUCGCAACAGGAUACAGCCCCACGGAACUGGAGUACUUUAAGCAUCUGCUGGACGCAAUCAUCAUGGCAGACGAUGAGGCGUUUUGUAUCAGCUCGACAGCAGCAUUGCAUGAAGCAGGAAAACUGAAAAACAAGGAAAAUAAGGCAUUGGCUAUCCCAAAGCGUGAAGCUGAAAAUCUGCUGGACAGAUUCGUGGCCGACAAAUGGUUUAUCCGAUCAGCAGCUGGAGCAUACUCACUUUCGAUGCGCUCGUUGCUUGAGUUGCAGACAUACCUCAAGGAGACAUAUGGCGAUCAAGUCCAGGAGUGUACGCUUUGCAUGGAGAUCAUUACCAAAGGACAGCGCUGCGAGGUCGCUGCGUGUUCGUCUAGGCUGCAUCACCAUUGCGCUUCACAGUACUUCAAGAACAUGAGUAACCCCGUAUGUCCAACAUGUCAUAGUGCAUGGCCAGGCAGGGUUCUAAUCGGACUUCCAGACAAGACCUCAGCACCUUCGAUGAUCCGGAGGCGUAGAAGAGAGAAUGACGUUGCGGGUGAUAGAGAGGGAGAGGAUGGCAAUGCGAGGGGUGAAGCCGAGGAUGACGACGAGGAUGAAGACGCGCGUUAGUUUGACCCACACGAAUAAACUUCAAAAGAGAAGC
This is a messenger RNA of Gamsiella multidivaricata, 1062 nucleotides long. Its product is annotated as DNA repair protein Nse1. Gene Ontology annotation, biological process: double-strand break repair via homologous recombination; DNA damage tolerance. Bases 105 to 1028 code for a protein of 307 amino acids. The transcript has 5 exons. Gene Ontology annotation, molecular function: ubiquitin-protein transferase activity. Gene Ontology annotation, cellular component: Smc5-Smc6 complex; nucleus. Lineage: Eukaryota; Fungi; Mortierellomycota; Mortierellomycetes; Mortierellales; Mortierellaceae. The record is from RefSeq and is a predicted model, not a curated record.